Monodelphis domestica (gray short-tailed opossum) is the source of this 2702-nucleotide messenger RNA. It is a transcript of the gene TLE2, whose product is annotated as TLE family member 2, transcriptional corepressor. Gene Ontology annotation, molecular function: transcription corepressor activity; protein binding. NCBI's taxonomy places the organism in Eukaryota, Metazoa, Chordata, Mammalia, Didelphimorphia, Didelphidae. The record is from RefSeq and is a predicted model, not a curated record. Gene Ontology annotation, biological process: regulation of DNA-templated transcription; negative regulation of canonical Wnt signaling pathway. Gene Ontology annotation, cellular component: transcription regulator complex; nucleus.
UCCUCUGGCACAUCUCGGAAAAGAGGCAGCUGAGCUCACUCUCCCUCCCGAGCCGGAGCCCCAGGGCGCUCUCUCAUCUCUCCAUCCGCAGCCGGCCCCCAGGAGUCGGGGACGCCUGGGUUCUUGGGCCCUUUGCCUGUCUUCCCCGUGGCCCUUUCUCCUACUCCUGCUUCCCUCCCCGCCACUUUCCUUCCCUUCCUCCUCCCUCUCCAGCCCCGCUCUCACCGCAGAGACGUGGACUCCUGGGUCCCUCUGCGGCACCCCCUUUUUCUUGUCCCUCUGGGUUUCUCCCUAGUCCUGCUUUUCCUCUCUCCCUCAUUCCUUUGGUUCUCCCCAACAUUGGGCCAGGCCGGGGCUGGGGGCCCGGGGCCCGGGGUGCCCUCGGGCGCAGGGUGGAGCGGGCAGGGCUCCGCAGGAUGUACCCCCAAGGCAGGCCUCCGACUGGACAGCCCUUCAAGUUCUCUAUAUUGGAGAUAUGCGACCGCAUGAAGGAAGAAUUUCAGUUCCUGCAGGCUCAGUACCACAGCCUCAAACUGGAGUGUGAAAAACUGGCCAGUGAGAAGACUGAGAUGCAGCGUCAUUACGUCAUGUAUUACGAAAUGUCCUACGGCCUCAACCUGGAAAUGCAUAAGCAGGCAGAGAUUGUGAAAAGACUCAGCACCAUCUGUGCCAAGAUCAUCCCCUUUGUGAAGCAGGAGCACCAGCAGCACGUUCUUCAGGCUGUGGAGAGAGCCAAGCAAGUGACCACAGCAGAGCUCAACAGCAUCAUCGGGCAGCAGCAGUUACAGCACCUGUCACACCACAUUCCACCUGUACCCUUGACCCCCCACCCUGCAGCAGGGCUGCUAGCCCUGUCUGGAGCCCUGGCCACCCAAGCCCAGCUGGCAGCUACUACCACUACCACUGAUACUACUACCAAGGAGGAUCAGAGGAUCCCAAGCACUGGGGAACUUUCAGCAGGCAGAGGCCACAGCAGCCGGAGCCCAUCUCCUUCACCCUCAGACAGCCUAGUGGAGGAAGAGUGGCUCAUUGGUCAGACACACAAACAGGAAGAGAAAGACCUUCUGGGAAACUAUGACAGUGACGGGGACAAGAGUGAUUAUAAUCUGGUGGUGGAUGAGGAUCCUGUCUCAGAACCCCUCAGCCUGGUGCCCACACCCAGCCCAAAGCUGCUGACCCAUGUGGAUCUGCCUGACAGCCCAGCCUCUUUGGCCUCGAGCCAGGCCGGAUCGACCCCCAGAGGCAAGGAUCCCAGCCUGAAGGUACUUUGUGUCAGCUCGCCUCCAAUGGGCAAGUCCAGCAGCCCCUCCUCCUCCCCAGACACUGCCACAGCCGGCUCCAGCUCUGGCAGCCACCUGGGCCAGCUUGGUGCCAAACCACUGGCUACCAUGGACAGCGCUGCCUUGAGGAGCCCCCUGCCCCUGCCUGGCGCCUUCGCGGCCUCCCUGGGCGCGGGAGCCCUACUCAGUGGGGACGCGGCCGUGCCCAGCUCCUACGUGAGCCUUCACCUGUCCCCACAGCUCAGCGGCCCCGUGGCGUACGGCCGCUCCCCCAAGCAGAUAGACGUGGAAUCUCACUCCCACCUCCGGGCGUCUGUCCUCUCCUCCACCUUGCCUGGCAUUCCUGGGGGAAAGUCGGCUUACUCUUUCCACGUGUCUGCGGAUGGGCAGAUGCAGCCGGUGCCCUUCCCCUCCGACGCCCUCCUGGGCACGGGCAUCCCCAGGCACGCGCGGCAGCUGCACACCCUCACCCACGGGGAGGUGGUCUGCGCCGUCACCAUCAGCAACUCCACGCAGCACGUCUACACGGGGGGCAAGGGCUGCGUGAAGGUGUGGGACGUGGCCCAGCCCGGCACCAAGACUCCCGUGGCCCAGCUGGACUGCUUGAACCGGGACAACUACAUCCGCUCCUGCAAGCUGCUGCCGGAUGGGCGCAGCCUGAUCGUGGGCGGGGAAGCCAGCACCCUGUCCAUCUGGGACCUGGCGUCCCCCACCCCCCGCAUCAAGGCCGAGCUCACCUCCUCGGCGCCCGCCUGCUACGCCCUGGCCAUCAGCCCCGACGCCAAGGUGUGCUUCUCCUGCUGCAGCGACGGCAACAUCGUGGUGUGGGACCUGCAGAACCAGGCCAUGGUCAGGCAGUUCCAGGGCCACACGGACGGGGCCAGCUGCAUCGACAUCUCCAACGACGGGGCCCGGCUGUGGACGGGCGGCCUGGACAACACGGUGCGCUGCUGGGACCUGCGGGAGGGCCGCCAGCUCCAGCAGCAUGACUUCAGCUCCCAGAUCUUCUCCCUGGGCCACUGCCCCAACCAAGAGUGGCUGGCGGUGGGCCUGGAGAGCAGCAGCGUGGAGAUUCUGCACGUGCGGAAGCCGGAGAAGUACCAGUUACACCUGCACCAGAGCUGCGUCCUCUCUCUCAAGUUCUCCUCCUGUGGGAAGUGGCUUGUGAGCACCGGCAAGGACAACCUGCUCAACGCCUGGAGGACCCCCUACGGAGCCAGCAUCUUCCAGUCCAAAGAGUCGUCCUCUGUCCUCAGCUGUGACAUUUCUGGCAACGACAAGUACCUGGUGACGGGCUCGGGCGACAAGAAGGCCACCGUGUACGAGGUGGUCUACUGAGCCCGGCCCCUCCUCCUGCCCCUCCCCCAGAGCUGGGGCCGGAGCCGCUGACCUUCUCCAGAGUAAAUAAAGGCCUCCAUCCCA